UUUUUCUGAGACAGUUCAGCUUCAUCAAAAUGCUGCUCCCGCGGCGACUCGACACAAUGCCGCUGCUGCUGAUGCGUCUGCCGCACUGCCUGUCCCUGCGAGCAGGAGCAGUCGCAGGAGGAGCAAGAGCAAGAGCAAGAGCAGGAUCGAGAAUGGCAGCGCUCCACACCCAGGCGUCGCAAUCUCUGAGCGCCGCAGGAUCACCCUCCUCCUCUGCAUCGAGCAAAUCCGCGUCCGUACGCUCGCUCGAGGUCGGCAUUCUGGGCAUGCCGAACGUGGGCAAGAGCUCGCUGUUCAACGCGCUGAGCGGCGGACUGAACGCGGAGGCGAGCAACUUUCCGUUCUGCACCAUCAAUCCAAACUUUGGGGUGCUGAAGGUGGACGACAAGGCGCUCGCGACGAUCGCGCAGCACAUUGCGACCCAGCGCGUCGUGCAGGCCGAGGUCCGCAUUGUGGAUAUCGCGGGACUGGUCAAGGGCGCGUCGCAGGGCGCUGGCCUGGGCAACAAGUUCCUCAGCCAUGUGCGCCAAGUCGAUGCGCUCAUGCACGUCGUCCGCUGCUUCCCAGACGACGAAAUCACGCAUGUCGAUGGCGAAGUCAACCCUCUGCGCGACCUAGAGACGAUCGAGAUGGAGCUCGUCCUCGCAGACCUGCAGACAAUGGAGCGCAUGCUCGCACGGGCCAAGCCGGGAAAGCGGAGUUGGCUCGCCAGCGUCCCACAGGCCACCGUCGGGACGCUCAAAUUGAGCGAGACAGACAUUGAUGCGCUGAUGCAGCGUGCCUUCGAGUGGCUGAACAACGGCAAGCCCAUCCGCUCGCUCCUCGGCACUUUGCCGACACCGGAAGAGCGCGACGUAUUGCAAGCCUGCGCGAGCCAGUUGCUCACUGUCAAGCCCAUGAUUUAUAUUGCAAACGUGGACGAAUCUCAGGCAAUGGAGUUGGCGAGCGGGAGAUCGAUUCCUCAAAUCGACGCGGUGAAAGCCAAAGGAGACGUCAUUCCCGUUUGCGUCAAGACUGAAAUGGAUUUGCUCGAGGUCGAGUCAAAGGAAGAGCGGCUCGAGCUGCUCUCAUCACUCGGCAUGGCGGAAAGUGCAGGCUCGGUCAUUUCCCGUCGGGUGUACGAUCUUCUUGGACUCCAGUCGUUUUACACGGCCGGAGAGCAGGAGAUUAAGGCCUGGUCCAUCUUGAAAGGCUCGACGGCGGUCGCCGCGGCUGGGCGCAUUCAUACCGAUUUUAUGCGCACGUUUAUCAAGGCAGAAACCUACUCUGUGGCAGAUCUCGAAGAAUACAAAACCGAGGCCGCCGUAAAGGCGGCAGGAAAGAUGCGAUCUGAAGGAAAAGGCUACAUUGUGCAGCCGAACGACAUUAUGCACUUUUUGCUUGGGCGAUGAAUGUAAUAUUGUACACAUACAGCAUUGAAGA
This is a messenger RNA of Capsaspora owczarzaki ATCC 30864, 1422 nucleotides long. Its product is annotated as translation-associated GTPase. Lineage: Eukaryota; Filasterea; Ministeriida; Capsasporidae. Bases 30 to 1391 code for a protein of 453 amino acids. Gene Ontology annotation, cellular component: cytoplasm. The record is from RefSeq and is a predicted model, not a curated record. The transcript has 2 exons. Gene Ontology annotation, molecular function: ATP binding; GTP binding; ATP hydrolysis activity.